UCUUGGUGCAAGAGAUAGUGUCAUGUUCCCUUUUAGCAUCAGAUAUGAAUUAGUUGCCAAGCGUAUUGCUCAAUUCUUGUAAUCAUCAAAAUUUCAGACGUUGCUGAAGCGGAGACCAUAUCAUCGGCAAGCUGGUGGGCAGUCAUCCAUUGACCAUGACAGCAAUAGUGGCGGUGAGUAUGGCUCUACGCGAACAUCUCCUGGUAUUCGAGAUCAUCGCAUGUUGCAAUCGAGCAGUCGGAGCCAAUCUCACUAUGAACCGCUUUUGACUGCCAAAGCCGCAUUUGGUGGAAGUUUGACGUCAGGUCUUCCUAUUAACCGAAACAUCAAACAGGAAUCACUGCCGACGUGUUCAUUCUGCCUUUUGACUAAAAAAGUUGAGGCAGCUGCUGAGGCUGAGAAGUUUGAGCUUCGCGGGGAAGCGAACGUAUCUCUCCAGUCCGCUUCGAGGACUCCAGAUACGGACACGCACAGCCGGCACCCGCUCAAAAGGAGGUUGCUUGCCGCCGUAGCCGCUGAACAGCAUAGCCCUACCAAAAUACCUCGGCCGGAAUCACGAGAUGUGGUGGUCAUAGAAGAGCGAAAGGCAUCGACUGCUGAGAAAAAAGAUUCCAUCAUUGAACUUGACAAUGAACAUCCAGGUCUUGUGCGAAGGGCAACGAUCGCAGCUAUGCCUGGCCUGCAACGUAGUCACUCUGUGGCAGCUCCGAUCGCCGUAUCUGCAGUCCCAUCCGUCAUGCAACCCGUUCCUCAUGCUCCAGCUCCCGUUUGUGCACUGCAAAGUGCUGGUAGUUCGUCUGCAUUUGCCUCCCCUAGUGGAUCUGCAUUCGUGCCUCAGCCAACGCCUGCCAGUCAGAUCCCAAAGAAAGAAGAAAACCCAUUCAGCAUCGAAGGGUAUGUGCUGGAUGGGAACACAGAUAAGCCGUAUACGCUGGUACUAACACAGGCAUGCAAAGUACAGUCUACAACUGACGUGGCUACUGUCCGUAGGUCGCGAGGCAGGAAUAUCACCAGUGAGACUUUUGUUUGCAUGCACCGUGCUCAGCCAAUGUUUGUCGAACAGAAGGGGAAUUUGUCAAUGUACAGCAACUGGCAUCAGGUAAACAUCAAUGAAGCUGAGUCUAAAUUGAACCUGUUGUACAUGGGAAUGUGUUCUACAAGGCCGCGAACGGGUGUGAAACCAUUCUGGCGGUACAGCGUUGCAAAUCGUGACCAUGGACAGUACAAAAUGACUCAUUCUUCCUUUUGGGAAUAUAGGAAUAAGGUGAGACGUCAGGCUGAGCAACUACAAUCUGUCAAAGACGAUAAUGAGGAUGACUUGCAGCCCUUUCUUGAUGGUCUCGGAAACGAUGCGAAGCCGGCGGUGGAUGAGCAACUGGAUGAUCGCUUUCGUGAACUUCAGGCCAAUGACGUAGACUCAUCCGUCGCCAUCGGAACGGUCGAGUUCAUUCCAGAGGAACCAAUGAAGGAGGAGUCAGUUUGA
Messenger RNA from Cylicostephanus goldi, 1483 nucleotides. The record is from the annotation of a GenBank genome assembly. Lineage: Eukaryota; Metazoa; Nematoda; Chromadorea; Rhabditida; Strongylidae.